Molecule: messenger RNA, 1678 nt
Organism: Ruditapes philippinarum (Manila clam)
Lineage: Eukaryota; Metazoa; Mollusca; Bivalvia; Venerida; Veneridae
Exons: 6
Coding region: 146-1663 (505 amino acids)
Source: RefSeq, a predicted model, not a curated record
UUGAAUAGCUCAUCCAUAAAUAUACUAUUUGUAUUUCAUCCGAAGUUUAAAAGUCCGUAAAUUGUAUUAAAACUUCCUUGUUGUGAUGUAAAGUUAUGGGUGUUUAUAUUUCUAGCAUAAAUGUAUUUUUACAGUAUCAAUAAAAAUGAAAAGAAAUAGUUUAAGUGUAAUAUUAGUUUUAUUUCUUUUGUCAGGAAUUUUAACCGGCGGGAAAUCAGGCAUGGUGACAAACGUUUUCGUGAAAGACUACAAGCCAACAAUCAAAGGAAGUGAUAUACAAAUUGUAUGUGAAAUUUCACAUUUCAACAAUUCCGAAUUAGUAAAGCUACAUAAAACAGACUCCGUUCCUCCUACAGACCUUACAACUAUUUCAACAUAUACAUAUUGUAUUCCAACUCGGUGUUACGGAAAUAUACAAAGACAUACAUUCAGCCCAAACAGUAGUGGUCUUACUAUUACAGUCACUAACCUGAAUAGAACAGAAGACCAGAAGUGGUGGACCUGUGCAAUCAAUAACCAAAGAAAGUACUUGAAAGUUACGGUGUACACAAUCUCACAGACGCUACAGUUUGAUGAUCCCCCAACCCAGGAUCAAGAUCUCAUUUAUAAUUCGGUGAUAUUGAAAUGUAGUACUGGAUGUGCUUACCCCGCGCCUUUCUUUAUAUGGUAUAUGUCCGAGUUUGGUGAGUCACGUCAUGUAUGGCCGACAUCACAAUCUAUUAAGGAAACUACUGGACAAUGUACAGACUCUGAAAACAUGUACACAUCAACAUUAUUACUACAGAGAUAUACGGUUGGUAUCGACAACACCGAUAAAACCGUCAGGUUUCAAUGUGGAAUAGAGUCUGGAAAUGAUUCAACCACUGAACUACUUACACAACCGUCCGUGAAUAUUAGAUUUGCUGUAAAAGUGACAAGUGUGUCUUUGGAAAGUGGAAAUACCUCGUUAGUAGGUACCAUCAAUGUUACAGUUGGUAUAUUGAGCAAUAUGACAUGUACAACUAGUGAAAGUAGACCUACGCCAACAGUUAUAUGGUAUAGUGGACAAGAAGAAAAAGAAAGAGUAUUAAAUUCUUCAAACGCAAACUUUGCACUAAUUCCCAAAAUUGAAGAUAAUGGAAAGGAUGUUUAUUGCAAGGCCUUCAACAUUCAGCCAGAAAAUGAAGCUUUGUCUUCAAACAAAGUUUUACUAAAUGUAAAAGAACGAGCCACUGUGAAGUCAUUGUAUGUUGACGGGCAUAUAGGAAAAACUAAUGUUACAGUUGAUGAAAAUGAUGUCGAUUUGCAACUGAUAUGUAUCAUUAGUGGAAACCCUGCUUCUAAUGUGAAAAUGAAGUUCGAAGGAAAACUUUUAAUUCAGGACACGAACACAAACAAUCUAAAUUUUCUUCGUACGAGUGUGGCUUGUAUGCAUGGUGGUGUAUAUACUUGUGAGGGACAAGAUAUACUUGGGGUUAUAACAAAACGGACUGUUAUUUUGUUUGUCAAAUUUAAGUUCAUUUCUUUUCUUUACGCAAACAUGCUUUGCAGAAUUCCCGGCAUUUAUUUUUGCGGUAUAAUAAUGUUCCAUAACAUACAAUUAUUGCAGGAAAGCCACUUGAGGGCUGUCUGCGAUAUUGUGUUUUUAUUCAACAUUUAUAAACAUACAGUACAACAAAUGUAGAAAACCAUUCUGGAG